Molecule: messenger RNA, 3066 nt
Organism: Vitis vinifera (wine grape)
Lineage: Eukaryota; Viridiplantae; Streptophyta; Magnoliopsida; Vitales; Vitaceae
Product: receptor-like protein EIX2
Exons: 1
Coding region: 1-3066 (1021 amino acids)
Molecular function (GO): protein binding
Source: RefSeq, a predicted model, not a curated record
AUGCUUGGUCUUCUUCUGAGAAUUCAGAAGAAAUCCUCCUCUUUAUUUGGCUCUGCUGUCAGCUACAUGUUGAAGAUGGCUCAAGGGUCCUUUCAACACUUCAUCAGCUUUACUUUGCUUUUACUAUGCAGCAAACCUGGCCUUGGAUCCGGGUGCGUAGAGAAGGAAAGACAAGCUCUUCUUGAUUUCAAACAAGGGCUUGUCGAUGAUUUUGGAAUCCUCUCUUCAUGGGGGAAUGAAGAAGAUAGAAGAGAUUGCUGCAAAUGGAGAGGAGUCCAGUGUAGCAACAGAACCAGCCAUGUGAUCAUGCUAGAUCUCCAUGCCCUGCCAACUGAUACGGUUCACAAGUACCAGUCUCUGAGAGGUAGGAUCAGUUCUUCACUGCUUGAACUGCAACACUUGAAUCAUUUGGACCUCAGCCUCAAUGAUUUUCAAGGAAGUUAUGUACCUGAAUUCAUUGGCCUCUUCAGCAAAUUGAGAUACCUUAAUCUCUCUGAGGCUCGUUUAGCUGGAAUGAUUCCUAGUCACCUUGGAAAUCUUUCCAACUUGCAUUUUCUUGAUCUUAGUCGUAAUUAUGGUAUGAGUUCUGAAACCCUCGAGUGGCUUUCUCGCCUUUCGUCUUUAAGGCACCUUGAUUUGAGUGGCCUGAACCUUGACAAAGCCAUCUACUGGGAACAUGUAAUCAAUAGACUUCCUUCUCUUACUGAUUUGCUCUUGCAUGACUCUGCUCUUCCUCAGAUCAUCACUCCAUCAGCUCUAUCCUAUACUAAUUCUUCUAAAUCUCUUGUGGUUCUUGAUCUCUCUUGGAAUUUUCUCAGUUCCUCGGUAUACCCAUGGUUGUUCAAUUUGAGUAGCAGCCUGGUUCAUCUCGACCUCUCAAUUAAUCAGAUACAGGGUCUGAUUCCAGAUACUUUUGGGGAAAUGGUGUCUCUGGAAUAUCUCGAUCUCUUCUUCAAUCAACUUGAAGGUGAGAUUCCACAAUCCUUGACUAGCACCAGCCUUGUUCAUCUUGACCUCUCUGUCAAUCAUCUGCAUGGUUCCAUUCCAGACACUUUUGGUCACAUGACUUCUCUUUCGUAUCUCGAUCUCUCCCUGAACCAACUUGAAGGGGGCAUUCCUAAGUCUUUCAAGAACCUGUGUUCUUUACAAAUGGUAAUGUUGCUUUCCAACAGUCUCACCGCACAGCUUCCUGAGUUUGUCCAGAACUCAUUGAGCUGCAGCAAGGACACACUGGAGGUUUUGGUAUUAAGUUGGAACCAAUUCACAGGGUCAUUUCCUAAUUUUACCGGAUUUUCAGUGUUGGGGCAUUUAUAUAUCGACCACAACAGAUUAAACGGGACUUUUCCUGAACAUAUUGGGCAGCUAUCUCAGCUUGAAGUUCUUGAAAUUUCGGGUAAUUCCUUGCAUGGUAACAUCACUGAAGCUCACCUCUCUAGUCUCUCUAAACUGUACUGGUUGGAUUUGUCAUCCAACUCUUUGGCUCUGGAAUUGAGCCCUGAAUGGACACCCCCAUUUCAAGUUGGAUAUUUAGGCUUAUUGUCCUGCAAAAUGGGGCCAAAUUUUCCUGGUUGGCUUCAAACACAAAAGGAUUUGUUCAGCCUUGAUAUCUCCAACUCCUCCAUUUCAGAUGUCAUCCCCAGCUGGUUUUGGAAUCUAACUUCCAAGUUGAUUAAGCUAAGAAUAGCCAACAAUCAGAUCAGGGGCAGAGUGCCAAGUUUAAGAAUGGAAACUGCUGCUGUGAUAGAUUUGAGUUUGAACCGCUUUGAGGGUCCAAUACCAAGUCUUCCUUCAGGCGUUCGAGUUUUGAGUCUCUCCAAGAAUUUGUUUUCAGGGUCUAUUUCGUUGUUAUGUACAAUAGUUGAUGGGGCUUUGAGCUAUCUAGACCUCUCAGAUAACCUACUAUCAGGAGCUCUUCCUGAUUGUUGGCAACAAUGGCGAGACCAAUUGCAAAUUCUCAACUUGGCAAACAACAAUUUCUCAGGGAAACUUCCUUACUCGUUGGGCUCCUUAGCUGCGCUUCAAACAUUGCACCUGUACAACAACGGUUUCCUUGGAGAAUUACCUUCGUCUUUGAUGAAUUGUACAAAACUAAGACUUGUUGACAUGGGGAAAAAUAGAUUCUCAGGAGAAAUACCAACAUGGAUAGGAGAAAGGCUAUCAGACUUGGUUGUUCUCAGCCUUAGAUCAAAUGAAUUUCAUGGAAGCAUAUCUUCAGAUAUAUGCCUACUAAAAGAGCUUCAAAUAUUGGACUUUUCCCGAAACAAUAUAUCGGGUACCAUACCAAGGUGCCUCAACAAUUUUACUGCCAUGGCUCAGAAAAUGAUAUAUUCAGUCAUUGCCCAUGAUUAUCUUGCCUUAUCGAUUGUUCCUAGAGGUCGUAACAACUUAGGAAUCACUCCUCGAUGGGCUUAUAGCAGUGGUAGCUUUGAUACCAUAGCCAGAUAUGUUGAUAGUGCAUUGAUUCCUUGGAAAGGAGGUGAGUUUGAGUACAAAAAUAUUCUUGGACUAGUGAGGAGCAUUGAUCUUUCAUCCAACAAAUUAAGUGGAGAGAUUCCUAAAGAAAUAACCAAGCUCAUGGAAUUGAUUUCGUUGAACUUAUCAAGGAACCAUUUGAAUGGACAAAUCCCUUCAAUGAUUGGUCAAUUAAAAUCAUUAGAUGUUCUUGAUUUGUCUAAAAACCAGCUUGAUGGCAAAAUUCCUAGUAGUCUCUCUCAAAUAGAUCGACUCAGCGUCCUGGACUUGUCAAGUAACAACUUAUCAGGUCAAAUUCCAUCAGGUACCCAGUUACAGGGAUUUGAGGCUUCUUCAUACAUGGGAAAUCCUGAACUGUGUGGGUCACCGCUGAAGACAAAGUGUCAAGAAGAUGAGACAGCACAAACUUCUCCCACCUCAGACGGCAAUGAAGAUGACCUUCAAGACGAUGAGUUUGAUCCAUGGUUCUAUGUUAGCAUUGCUCUUGGAUUUCUUGUAGGAUUCUGGGGAGUUUGGGGCACUUUAGUACUCAAAAGCUCAUGGUCAGAGGCCUAUUUUCGGUUCUUGAACAAAAUAAAAGAUUGGUUUUUCUAA